GAGGAAGUGAUCUUGAAUCACAUCCGGGGACUGCUCAUGGUCACAAAAAAUCCAACAUGGCGUCUCACAUGUCGAGAUUCGGGUGUUGGGGCCGUAUACAGAGGUUUGGCAUUGCUGCAUGUAGACAAUACAGCAGUGCAAGUGGAUAUCCUAAUAUUUCACUGUCUACACCUUUACCUGGCAUUCCCAAGCCUGUGUUCGCUUCAGUUGAUGGUCAUGAACAAUAUGAAACCAAAAUAACCACUUUAGAGAACGGCCUUAAAGUUGCAUCGCAAAAUAAGUUUGGCCAGUUUUGCACAGUUGGAGUUUUGGUAAAUUCAGGUUCCCGCUAUGAAGCCAAAUAUCCUAGUGGGAUUUCACACUUUUUGGAAAAGCUUGCAUUUUCUUCUACAUCGCAGUAUGGAAGUAAAGAUGAAAUUCUUCUCUCACUGGAAAAACAUGGUGGAAUCUGUGACUGCCAAACAUCCAGGGAUACAACAAUGUAUGCGGUGUCUGCUGAAGUCAAGGGUCUGGAUACUGUGGUUAGCCUGUUGGCUGAUGCUGUUCUGCAGCCGCGUUUAUUAGACGAUGAGCUCGAGAUGACCCGAAUGACAGUAAGGUUUGAGUUGGAAGAUUUAAACAUGAGACCUGAUCCUGAGCCUCUGUUAACAGAAAUGAUUCAUGCUGCAGCAUUCCGAGACAACACCGUAGGCCUGCCCCGUUUCUGCCCAGUGGAGAACGUGGACAAGAUCGACAGGACGUUGCUGCAUAAAUAUAUGCGCAGCUACUACACGCCAGAGCGCAUGGUGUUGGCAGGUGUGGGGGUCGAGCAUGAGCAGCUGGUGGAGUGUGCCAGGAAGUAUCUGCUGGAUGUGAAGCCAGUUUGGGGCACAAGCACACCAGAGAAUGUGGAUCGCUCCAUGGCCCAGUACACAGGAGGCAUUGUUAAAAUGGAGAAGGACAUGUCUGAUGUGAGCCUUGGACCCACACCCAUCCCAGAACUCACUCACAUUAUGAUUGGUUUAGAGAGCUGCUCCUUCUUGGAGGAAGACUUCAUCCCCUUCGCUGUCCUCAACAUGGUGAUGGGGGGAGGAGGCUCGUUCUCGGCAGGCGGCCCAGGAAAAGGCAUGUUUACCCGCCUCUACCUGAAUGUUCUCAACAGACAUCAUUGGAUGUACAAUGCUACGUCGUACCACCACAGCUAUGAAGACAGUGGCCUGCUCUGCAUUCAUGCUAGCGCAGACCCAAGACAGGUGCGGGAAAUGGUGGAGAUAAUCACUAGGGAAUUUAUACAGAUGGCUGCUACAGCAGGAGAGAUGGAACUGGAAAGAGCAAAGACUCAGCUGAAAUCCAUGCUGAUGAUGAAUUUAGAGUCCAGGCCAGUCAUCUUUGAGGAUGUCGGUCGGCAAGUUCUGUCCACAGGCCACAGGAAGUUGCCUCAUGAGCUGUGCACUCUCGUCAGUAAUGUUACAGCCAGUGACAUCAAAAGAGUCAGCACGAGGAUGCUGCGCAGCAAACCAGCUGUGGCUGCUUUAGGAGAUCUGACUGAGCUGCCCUCCUAUGAGCAUAUCCAGGCUGCUUUAUCCAGCAAAGAUGGCCGUCUGCCUCGCAUGUAUCGCCUCUUCCGGUAGAACAUCAUCACAUGUAGUGAUUAUAAAGUUGCGUACACCAGUGACCAACCUACAGUGUAACUUUUUAUGGAACUCUUUUAUUGAACUGUUCUGGAGAAGUGCUGAGUGACAUUGGUAGUCAAAGUACUUCAUGGAAAUUGAACUUCGCCUUCAGAGGGCUCGUUAAUUCUUAUAUUGCGUGGAUGUGUUUUCGUAUCCUGUUCAGAGUAAAUAAAUGUGGACAGUUUUGCAGUAACAUGUCCAGCAGACUGGCUUUAGGCAAUUGAAAACUUGAAGGGCCCUGUUACCACAUAGUAAUGCAAGACGUCAGUUUCAUGUGAAGUUUGCUGAUGUGCUAAGAAAUCAUUAGAAGUAAUAAUUUCUAAUUUAGCACUAAGUAUUAAUAAAGGUUGAUCAUUUGAGUCCAAUCCAAAUUAAAUGAUUUUAUUUUUUUAUUUAAAAUGUUGUUCUGAGAGAUGCUGAUUAUGUUCAAAUUGUUCAAAAGAACUGUAAUGUAUAAUUUCAACAACCUAAUAUUCAGGUGAUAAUAAUCAAGCCUAGGUUUUUGUAGAUAUGAGGCACUGGCAUUAUGUUACUAAAUUUCUAACAAAAAAAUAUACAUUAGUGUACCCAGGAGUACAAGCUGUUUUAUUAAAAAUUAUUAUUAAACUAAUGCCAGAUUAUUGGUGUAUCAUUAAAACCUGGGUUCUGUGAAAACACUCGUAAAAAUAGUGGCAAUGUUAAAAUCUGCUUAGGGUUAAUGAGAUUGGUUACGAAAGAAGCCCAUUAUAAGAAAUAUAAAACAGCCAGGCCUGCAGCAACAUUUCAACCCAAAACUACCCUGUUCUGUUCUGAGAGUCAGAAGCCUGGGCAGAGACUGGAAACAGUUUUUCAAAAGGUUUUCUGAGCAUUAAUGCCUUUGUACGGUUGAAAGCGCUUCUCUCGUCGUUGGUUGUGUGAUGUAUAUUUAUUGGCAGACAAACCUAUGACUGCAUACGCUACAUGUCAUUUUCAUCUAAAUCUUAGUUUGUUCAUUAUAAAUGACUGCCUCAUGUACACACAACCUUCUUCUCACAUUUUACAAAUUCUAAUAAUGCUCUGACAUUGUAAUGUGCAAUUCCAUCUGCUUCUUCGUGUCUGUUUUUGUUCAUAAAUGUGGUUUACAUUUA
This is a messenger RNA of Ictalurus punctatus (channel catfish), 2758 nucleotides long. RefSeq names its product peptidase, mitochondrial processing subunit alpha (gene pmpca). The record is from RefSeq and is a predicted model, not a curated record. Gene Ontology annotation, molecular function: metal ion binding; metalloendopeptidase activity. The transcript has 13 exons. Bases 57 to 1610 code for a protein of 517 amino acids. Lineage: Eukaryota; Metazoa; Chordata; Actinopteri; Siluriformes; Ictaluridae. Gene Ontology annotation, cellular component: mitochondrion.